AUGUCGAACACCAUUACCAACACCAACAUUGAUUCUUCUUCGAAUAACGCCGAAAUAGACGAAAUAGCGAACGAAUGUUGGUUCGCCUACCAAGCGGUUGUCGAGAACGCUCGAUGCGUCGACGCGCUUCCGAUUCGCUCGUGGAAUGCCAUUUUGAACGCGGUUUCGAUGCACACGUCGAAGGCGACGGCGAGAGAUCGUGCGAGACAAGCGUGGCAGUAUUUGCGGACGAAUCGAGUGGCGGUGAGGCCGGAUAAGUUUACCGCGCAAGCGUUGGUGAACGGAUUGUGUAAGGAGGUUUUGGACGUGAGAGAGACGAUUGGAGUUUUGAGAGAGUUAGUGGAGAGAGGAGCGGAGGUGACGUCGUAUCAAAUCAACGGCGUUCUGAAGAGGUGUUUCAAAGAGGCGACGGAGAGAAGGAAUAGGGAAGAGGAAGAGAGAGGAGGAGAGGAUAACGAGAAGGAGAAGAAGAAGAAGAAGAAGAAUGGGAACAGGAGUAGCUUUACGAGCGACGCGGUAUACCAGGAUAUCAUCGACGCCACCGAUUUAGCCUGGGACGCGGGAAGAGGCACGCACAACGUGCACACGUUGAUGACGUAUUUGAGAGCGUUAAAGAUGUGCGGCGCGAGCGCGGAGACGGUUUUGGACGUUUUCGAACGGGCGUGCGGCGUGAAAGAAGGUGGCAGCGCUGGUGAAGAGCGCAUCAAACCAGACGACGAUAUUUUAAUCCUCGCCAUGCAAAUAAAAGCGAACGACGACGACUCGACCAUGGAGGAUAAAAUUACCUACUUUGAAACGUUGUCUGAGAACCUUGCCGCUAAAAUGCCGAGCAGAGCGCAAAACGCCGUCUUAUUAGCCUGCUUGAGAACUGGCGAUUAUAAAUCCGCGGAAAAGAUUUGGGAGCGCAUGAACGAUGAAAAGAACGCUUUGUACAAACCGCCGGACGCGUUCGCGACGAGCGUGGUCACGUCCAUCAUGCGCAAACGAGAAGAGAUGCAACAAUCGUCGUCGUCGUCGUCAACGUCGACAUCUUCUUCGGAAAACGCUAGGAUGGCAGGAGCAGCGGACGAAGACGACGCAUCUGCAUCUGUAUCUGCAUCUGCUGCUGCUAGUGGUGGUGGCAUUCGGAACACAGCCAUGGAAGCGUUCACCGAUCACGUCAUGCGUCGAGCGACAAAAAGCAACACGCCUAGCCGAGACGAAAGCGACGACGAUCAAGACGUCGCCAUUAACCUCACCGCAAAUGUUUUGAAAGUCUUGCGAGAUGAAAUUGAAGACGCGUCGCUCUUCAAGAGACAAAUUUCUUCCCCGUCGAAAGUUUAUGAAAUUCGAGAAAGAGCGGUGGCGGAUGCGAAAUCAAUCGCAGACAUAGCGAACGCUUUUUUAGACGUGCCAAAGUACGACGAUCAAGUGACCAACGCGGUUUUACAAGUGUGCGCGGAGGCGAGGUUCGUGAAGGAGGCGAAAAGAAUCGUCGAGGAGUACUUUGCCAUGCUCGACAACAAAGAGAGAUUCAGGAAGAACAACAGGCAGUAUUACAACUACGAACAAGAGAUGGUGCCGAACGUUUUUAAAUCCAUGCAAUACAACCGCUACGUUCGCGAGGAAGAAAAAAUCGCAGAAUCGGACAUUUUAGAGUAUUUCAUGGAAACGAGCGAGAUGGUUCCAGUCACCAGGAAAUUCAUCGAGUCCGCGUGCAAAGCUUGCCGCGAUCGGAAAUACCCGGACGCGUUGUUGAAAAUCUAUUACAUCGGACGCGAUACGUACGACCACGCGCCGAGGAGACAGACUAUUGAUAUCGCGUUGUCGGCGUUAUCGGCGGAUGGUCGAUGGCAAGAUACCAUACGAAUAAUGAACGAGGACGUGUUAGAAGCGACAAUUAAUACUGUCAGUGACAACACGAAAGCAUCGUUCGUGGUCGAUUACGAAGAUCGCUCUAAAAAUAAAGUCAUGAUUCCGACGGAUAAAAUCGACGAGUUUGGCGUGAAGCAUUUAGUCUUAUCCUUCGUCAACGCCGGCGAAAUCGACCAAGCGUUUUCGGCGCUUCGCUUGUGUCAAUUUCUAACCGAUAAGAGUUGCACGGAAGCUUUCGAAAUAAUUGAAAGAGCGAAAGAGAAGCAAGAGGGAGGGAACGACAGAGAGGAGAAAGAAGUUCAAGUGUCGCAGAGAAUGUAA
Bathycoccus prasinos is the source of this 2175-nucleotide messenger RNA. RefSeq lists its product with no specific name. The transcript has a single exon. The coding region runs from base 1 to 2175 and encodes 724 amino acids. Gene Ontology annotation, molecular function: protein binding. The record is from RefSeq and is a predicted model, not a curated record. Lineage: Eukaryota; Viridiplantae; Chlorophyta; Mamiellophyceae; Mamiellales; Bathycoccaceae.